This is a messenger RNA of Balaenoptera ricei (Rice's whale), 1310 nucleotides long. It is a transcript of the gene GPR87, whose product is annotated as G protein-coupled receptor 87. Gene Ontology annotation, cellular component: membrane. The record is from RefSeq and is a predicted model, not a curated record. The transcript has 4 exons. Lineage: Eukaryota; Metazoa; Chordata; Mammalia; Artiodactyla; Balaenopteridae. Gene Ontology annotation, molecular function: G protein-coupled purinergic nucleotide receptor activity. Gene Ontology annotation, biological process: G protein-coupled receptor signaling pathway. Bases 156 to 1232 code for a protein of 358 amino acids.
GAGCAAGUUGCUCCAGUUGUUCCCGAGCAGGAGAGUUUGAAAGGGUGCCCCAAAGGACAAUCUCAAGAGUUGAGAAGCCUGUUUCGACUUGAAGACACCCGAAUCAGGUGAAUGGAGAGCCAGCUACCGCAAUGAAAGUCCCUCAGAACUAAAGAAUGGGGCUCAACUUGACACUUGCAAAAUUACCAGAUAAUGAGCUGCACGGUCCAGGGAAUCACACCCCGAGUAACACAAGCGAUGGACCCGGAAAGAACACCACCAUUAACAACGAAUUUGACACUGUCAUCUUGCCUGGGCUUUACCUCGUUAUAUUUGUGGCAAGCAUCUUGCUGAAUGGUCUAGCAGUGUGGAUCUUCUUCCACAUUAGGAAUAAAACCAGCUUCAUAUUUUAUCUCAAGAACAUAGUGGUUGCUGACCUCAUAAUGACGCUGACAUUUCCAUUUCGAAUAGUCCACGAUGCAGGAUUUGGACCUUGGUACUUCAAGUUUAUCCUCUGCAGAUACACUUCGGUUUUAUUUUACGCCAACAUGUACACUUCCAUCGUGUUUCUUGGGCUGAUAAGCAUUGAUCGCUACCUGAAGGUGGUAAAGCCAUUUGGCGACUCUCGCAUGUACAGCAUAACCUUUACAAAGAUUUUAUCUCUUGGUGUCUGGGUGUUCAUGGCUGUUCUGUCCUUGCCAAACAUCAUUCUAACAAAUGGUCAACCAACUAGGGAAAAUAUUCAUGAGUGCAUGAAACUUAAGAGUCCUUUGGGAGUGAAAUGGCAUAAGGCCAUCAUUUAUGUCAAUAGCUGCUUGUUUGUGGUUGUGCUGGUGAUGCUGAUAGGAUGUUACAUAGCCAUAUCCAGGUACAUCCACAAAUCCAGCAGGCAAUUCAUAAGCCAGUCAAGCCGAAAGCGAAAACAUAACCAGAGCAUUAGAGUGGUCGUGGCUGUGUUUUUCACCUGUUUUCUACCCUAUCACUUGUGCAGGAUUCCUUUUACUUUUAGUCACUUGGACAGACUUUUAGAUGAAUCGGCACACAAAAUCCUAUAUUACGCCAAAGAAAUGACACUUUUCUUGUCUGCAUGCAACGUGUGCCUGGAUCCAAUAAUUUACUUUUUUAUGUGUCGCUCAUUUUCAAGAAGACUGUUCAAGAAAUCAAAUAUCAGAACAAGGAGUGAAAGCAUCCGAUCACUGCAAAGUGUCAGAAGAUCAGAGGUCCGCAUAUACUAUGAUUAUACUGAUGUGUAGGAGUUAAAGGCCACGAGGCCUUCUCUUGUUUGUUGAAGUCAAUAUGUACAAAGUGUAAAUAAAUUUGUCUUUUGAUUA